AGGUAAAAACCACCAAAACGGUGUCAAUCAACCACAUCCUCUGCAGUAACCUGACGCACUUUGCCUGCCUGGUGCAGUGUCUGCUCAGCUGCCAGGACGUAACCCACGUUGACUACCCGCUACCCCUAGAAGAUCGCGGUUCCAAGCUCCGGGUGGACAUCGUGUCCGACGGAGGAGCCACCUGGAUCAAGGUCAUUGCCCGCAAUCCCAAAUCCCUGAACGAUGCCGUCCACGGCCGCACUAGCUACGGAUCCAAAAGCAUUCUGGAGCAAGCAGCCGAGUACGUAGAAGCAGCCGAAGCCAACCCACACAUGUUCAAACCGCCACGAGUGAUCUUCCGUUUCCUGAGCAAAAUCGACGACGAGCUGGUCUUUGAACUCGAACAAAUCGGCAUCACCGUUCUGGUUCUGCAAACUUCCCAACCGGUCCCUCAAGCGGAACUCUUCACCGUCACCAAGCUGAACCUGGACAUCACCACCCUGAUAGCAUACGUGAGCGCAAUGACCAACGGGUCCGCCAACUGGGAAUACAACGAACCCCUGCUGACGGAACAGGCCCGCUGGGAACGAGAGAAGCCCAUCAAGCCCGUCCUCGACCAGCUGUUCCACGGGAAGGAACUGAUCUGCUGCGAAACGGCUGUAUCGUCCUUCAACGAAAUUCUUUCGAUCCUGGGCGGACCUAAAGAAAAAUCACGAUCCGAAGAGCUAUUCCGGAGGGUGACUAUCCUGCCGGAUGUUCCCUUUCCUGACGAGAUGCGGAACAUUCGGGUCGGCGGGAAGAUCAAACCGCGAAGUUUGCAGAUCUUUGCCUUCGGUUUGCGCCACGAAGCCAUUACGGUUACUUCCAAUGAGGGAUUUGUGCGGGCGGCCCGGAUGCAGGGACUGGAAGUGCCGGUCUACGUGCACGAUGCGCGGGCGCUGACCGAGGAAAAGGAACAGGGUGCCCGACUGUUGGAGGAAUGACGGAUGGAAGCAGAGGAACAGCGCGAUUGAAAAUUUGGUUUGGAACAAGAUUUGGAAAUUGUAAAAAUGUGAUUUUGUAAAAAGUAUAUACAAAAUGUGUUCAUUUUGAUUCGGUUAGAAUAUAAGUUGACGAUCAACAAAAAUAAAAACUUAAGUUUACCUUCUGUUA
Aedes albopictus (Asian tiger mosquito) is the source of this 1131-nucleotide messenger RNA. RefSeq names its product UPF0415 protein C7orf25 homolog. The record is from RefSeq and is a predicted model, not a curated record. Lineage: Eukaryota; Metazoa; Arthropoda; Insecta; Diptera; Culicidae.